This is a messenger RNA of Apiotrichum porosum, 2181 nucleotides long. RefSeq lists its product as uncharacterized. The coding region runs from base 1 to 2181 and encodes 726 amino acids. Lineage: Eukaryota; Fungi; Basidiomycota; Tremellomycetes; Trichosporonales; Trichosporonaceae. The transcript has 7 exons. The record is from RefSeq and is a predicted model, not a curated record.
AUGCCAAGGCAAAGCUACCGCGAACACCGCGCAGCGCGCAACCGCGCUCUGUCGGCGUACGGGAGCGAAGCUGGCGACCUCGAAAGCGUCGCGUCCUACUCGACCCUGGCGAGCAUCACAACCAUGGGCAGUGUCGCCGCGUCCUCGUAUCCCGUGUCGGCGGCUGGCGGCUCGGGUUUCCGCAGUCACGCCGGCAGCGGCGGCGGCGGGGGCAGCAUCUCGUCGCUGCGUGGCCUCGGCGUGCCCGUGCGCGACGGCACACCGGCGUCCAACGCGCCCGACGGCGGACUCGCUCCCCCCUGGGUCCCAAGACCGCGGACAGGCAGCACGCCGGCGAGCGCCGUGUCGGGCAACCACUACUACCUGCACAACGCCGCCAGCGGACGGUCGAGUUCCGUCGGUGUCGGCUCGAGCCCACGACAGCGGCGGGACAGCUCGUCCUUGUCCGCGGCCACUGGCAGGUCGGCGACGCCAUCGGCGCCCCUUUCGCCGCGCAUGUCGUCGUCUCCGCGUCUCUCCGCCAGCCGCGAUGCCCCGCACACAUUGCCCCCAUCGCCAAACCACGUCCAGUCCUCGUUACCGCGCCCGGGGGGCCAUGCGCGGCGCGACUCGGGGUCGCCCGUGUCGAGCCUGCGCGCGCGCCCGGGGCUUCCCCACGUCCACAGCACGCAGUCCGAGCCGCCAAGGGAGACAAAGGAGAGCAGCAGCAGUGACGCGCGGCGGAGGAAACGCGCCAAGAACGAAGAACGCUGGCGCCGCGUCCGCGCCCGCGAGGCCGCGCACGAUGCCCCGCUCCGCCGUGCAGCCAAGGUCUCGCAGUCGAAAUGGGGCAGUAAAGGCGCAUACGGCGCCGUGCUCGCUGCUGCCUUGUUGGGGCGGCUCGUGCUGACCGCCCUGGCGCUUUACUUUAGCCGGACAGUGCGCAACACGCUCGCUGCGCAGGUCGUCGUCGCGCGCGGCGCAUGUGUCAACAGCCCAAAAGUGUGGGCACCAGUGUGCAACGCGCUCUACGCCGGCCCCUCGACUGGUCUCGUGCCAACUCUGGCUGUGCUCAGCGGCCACCUCGCCCUCGAAGCCAGCAUGGGAUGGGGCGCCGCGCUAGCCUGGGCCGUGAUUGAGGGCUGGCGCGAAGGGCGGACGACAAGGACCAAGAUUGCCGCGGUGGUGUACAUGUCUCUGGCGCCGGUCCUUGCGCUGUCUGACGGCGCGUUGUUGCAAAUCCGUACUGUGCCCCUCGGCCUCGUCGCGUGGGCUCUGCUGGCCUCUUGUUCCGGUCGCGACACACUCGCGGCCGCGGCGCUCGCCGGUGCCGUGUGGUUUGACAAGUCCGCAAUGGUCUACCUCCCAGGCUUUGGCGUGUAUGCCAUUGGCAAGCGGAUAUGGCUCGGACGGCAGCGGGGUCGCGGUUACCUCUCCCAUCUCCUCAUCGCUGCCAUGUUCGCCCUCGCGGGCCUCGAGGCCCUGCGGCCCGUUCCGCUUCGCCAGCGCGUCGGUGGUAUUCUCUCCGCGCUCAGGACGUGUGUGCGCCCAGAGACGGCCGGCACGUGCUUGAAGCCAUUACUCUCGGUCGUCUCGAUCCGCGGCGUCCUCACACUCGCUGCAUGGGCUCCAUCAGUGUACCUCGUUCUCCGCGCGUCCCACGCCCUCCGCCCCUCGCCAGCCGAACCCGCCACCCCACGCUCCGUGCCGGCCACCACCCGUCUCCUGCCACUGGCACUGACGGCCACGACGGCCGCCGUGUCGUUCGCGCACGCCGACGCGGCCUUGCCGCUCCUCCCCUUGGCGCUCAUGAGUUCCCUGCGCGGCGACGACGACGAGUGGGCCGUCGCCGUACAGUGCCAGCAAGUCGCGGCCAUUGCGCUGUGGCCGCAGCUCGGCACCCUCGUGCCCCUCGCCGCGGGCUACCAGAUGGCGUGGGCGUGGCUCAUCGGCGCAAGGACCGACGCGCCGCACCCGGCCAUCCGGGCCCACCAGCUGGUCACGGCGUGGGGCAUCCCGGCCGUCCUGGCCGUGUCCCUCCUGGCCAUGGUGCCGCAGCUGCACCUCGCCGGCGUUCUGGCCACGUUGCUGCCGUACGCGCUCGUUGUGCAGCGCGCGUUCGUCAUGGCCAGCGUGGCGCUGUUGGUCGUGUGGGGCAAUGUACGCCUGCUCAAGACGGCGUGGGCCAUUGGCGCGUUGUGA